GGGUCUUCUAUCUUAUCCUGUAUUCAGACUCAUCGUAACCACUGAGCUCCUGGUCAAAGGCAGCGAUCGGCAGAUUUGCGACAAUGUCGAUGCUGGCGGAGCGUCGGCGGAAGCAGAAAUGGACUGUGGAUCCCAGAAAUACUGCAUGGAGCAAUGAUGAUUCCAAGUUUGGCCAGAGGAUGCUUGAGAAGAUGGGAUGGUCUAAAGGAAAGGGUUUGGGGGCUCAGGAGCAAGGAGCCACAGAACAUAUUAAAGUUAAAGUUAAAAAUAACAACCUGGGACUUGGAGCUACAAACAAUACUGAAGACAACUGGAUUGCUCACCAAGAUGAUUUCAACCAGCUUUUGGCAGCACUCAACACUUGCCACAGUCAGGAAACAGCAGAUUCCUCAGACAACAAGGAAAGGAAAUCUUUUAGCCUUGAAGAAAAAUCCAAAACCUCCAAAAACCGGGUUCAUUAUAUGAAAUUUACAAAAGGGAAGGAUCUGUCCUCCCGGAGUGAAACCGACCUGGACUGCAUAUUUGGGAAAAGGAAGAGCAAGAAGACUUCUCAGGAUGGCUGCAGCACUUCCACUGCAGAUGAGGUGGACACCUCCAUGACUACUACCACAACCAGUGCCUUCACCAUCCAGGAAUAUUUUGCCAAGAGGAUGGCCCAGUUAAAAAGCAAACCGCAGGCCUCAGCUCCAGAGCCUGACAUUUCAGAGACCUCUGUUGAAUGGAAAAAGGAGAAGAAGAAAACCAAAGAAGCAGCAGUCACAGAUGUGGAGAACUCUCUCCAACACAAGGCCAAGCGACAUAAAAAGAAAAAGUGUGCGGAAGCAGAGAUGGGGCCUGUGGCCAAGAAGAGAGACCAACCCGAGCUGCUGCCUGGAGGCCCCAGCGGGGAUGAGUGUUCCGAAGUCUCUGCCGAAGCUGAAGAAGAUUGUGUACAAUCACCCGACAGCCAGGUUGAUGUCCCAAAGUCCAAGAAGAGGAAAGCAAAGAAAAAGCUGCAAAGGCCAGGGCAGGUAGAAAUAGACACCACGCUAGAAAAAGCACCCAUGAAAAAGAAGAAGAAGAAAGCUUCCAGAUGACCUCACACUAGCCAGGGCCUCUGACCACUCAGCUGCCAGCACACUGCAGGGCUGGCACACAGCAGAUGCUCUGGCCUGAAGUCAGAGCCCGGCGAACCCCAGGCAGCUCAGCAUCUGUUGCCAUGCCCACAGGUUGCAGCUUAUCUUCUCACCACCUUUCCCCUAAGCUGCCUUCCUGAGAGAACUGACUUGAGUGUUCUAGAUCAAGGCUUUUCAAUAAAUAAAUAGAUUCUUUCUUAUA
Molecule: messenger RNA, 1317 nt
Organism: Phodopus roborovskii (desert hamster)
Lineage: Eukaryota; Metazoa; Chordata; Mammalia; Rodentia; Cricetidae
Gene: Pinx1
Product: PIN2 (TERF1) interacting telomerase inhibitor 1
Exons: 7
Coding region: 84-1076 (330 amino acids)
Biological process (GO): regulation of ribosome biogenesis
Cellular component (GO): nucleolus
Molecular function (GO): telomerase inhibitor activity; nucleic acid binding
Source: RefSeq, a predicted model, not a curated record